This is a messenger RNA of Penicillium coprophilum, 696 nucleotides long. RefSeq names its product isopenicillin N synthase family dioxygenase. The transcript is spliced from 3 exons. The coding region runs from base 1 to 696 and encodes 231 amino acids. Lineage: Eukaryota; Fungi; Ascomycota; Eurotiomycetes; Eurotiales; Aspergillaceae. The record is from RefSeq and is a predicted model, not a curated record.
AUGACCAAGGCACCCGAGAGCUCGCAGCUCGCCAAUUGUAGUCAAAUCCCGAUUAUUGACCUUUCAACUCUGGAUAGUUCAAAUUUCGAUGAGCGACGGAAACUUGCCCAAUCAAUCUAUGAUGCUUGCACUCAGGUUGGAUUCUUUUACAUCAAGAACUAUGGGAUCCCAGAGGACAAAAUCGAUGGCAUACACAGCUCCGCAAAGCGGUUCUUCGAUCUCCCCGAGGAGCAAAAAAUGAAGAUUUAUAUUGGAAACUCCCCCAAAUUCCGCGGCUACAGCCCCUUGGGUUCCGAGAAAUCCACAGGGACAGAGGAUGAUCCCAUUGCCGAAGAAGACGCAGUCAGUGCUCUUUCCGAAGCAUUCGACAUUGGAUAUGAAACAGCAAUGGAUCCUCAGAAAUCGAAAGAUGACCCUUUUCCCCAUGAUACUUAUGGGUUGUAUGGAGAUAACCAAUGGCCCGACUCAGAUAUGCUUCCAGGCUUCACCGAGACGUACAUUGAAUAUUGUACAAUGAUGCUAGGGCUCUGCCGAAAACUGAUGAGAAUAUUUGCUCUCGCUUUAGAAUUGCCCGAAGACUACUUUGAUUCAAUGAUUCAGAACCCAGGUGUUACGUCGAGGAUGAUGCAUUAUCCACCUCAGCCGGUGAAGGAAGAGGUUCGCCAAGGGCUUGGGGCUCAUACGGUAGGCAAUUGA